AUGAAAAAGUACACUGAACCUAUUCAUCAUCAUCAUCAAACAACUCCAUUAAUUCCGAUGAAUGAAUCAGUAGAAGGUAAUAAAUUCACUACUACAUCAGAUGUAAAUAUUACUGUAAAUAAUGUAAGUGCAGAUGAAACCCUACAGAAUAUUGCCAUGGAAACUAAAGAAUCUGAUAACAAAAAGCAGCCAACAGGUAAAGUUAAAGGACCAACUUUACCUCAACAAGAAUCACAGAAACCUAGUAAACAGGAAGUCAAUAGGAAGACUACGGUAUUACUAGAAACUGAUCCAGAUUAUGUGGAAUGGGUUCCUCCAGCAGAUCAACGUGGAGAUGGUAUCACUGCUUUAAAUGCUAAAUAUGGAUAUUAA
Molecule: messenger RNA, 372 nt
Organism: Trichobilharzia regenti
Lineage: Eukaryota; Metazoa; Platyhelminthes; Trematoda; Strigeidida; Schistosomatidae
Source: the annotation of a GenBank genome assembly